GGGCGGGAGGCGGGGCGGCGCGGAACCGAGCAGGACGGCCGCCAUCUUGCUGGGAUCCUGAGUUGGAGCUCGAGGCUGCGGUCGAGAGUGCGUGCGAGCUCGCGGCGCAGCCCAGCCCAGCCGCGGCCCAGCCGGAGCCCUCUCCCUCCGCCUCUCCGCGCCCGGCGCCGGCCCCAGCGCGGCCCUCUGACCCUUAGCCCGGCCCGGUCCGGCCUCCCCGCGGGGUCACGCAGCCGCCCCGGGGACGAUGAACGGAGGAUAAAUGGUGCCCAAGGCAGACAGCGGUGCCUUCCUGCUGCUCUUCCUGCUCGUGCUCACCGUCACCGAGCCGCUGCGGCCAGAGCUGCGGUGCAACCCUGGGCAGUUUGCCUGUCGCAGUGGCGCCAUCCAGUGCAUCCCCCUCCCCUGGCAGUGUGACGGCUGGGUGACUUGUGAGGAUGAGAGCGACGAAACCGACUGUCCAGAAGUGACCAGGGAGGCACGUGCUUACCAUGGGAAGGAGGCUGUGGAUCCGCGGCAGGGGCGGGCCCGGGGCGGCGACCCCAAGCACUUCCAUGCGGUGAACGUGGCCCAGCCCGUCCGCUUCAGCAGGAAGUGCCCAACAGGGUGGCACCACUAUGAAGGCACGGCCAGCUGCUACAGGGUCUACCUGAGCGGGGAGAACUACUGGGACGCAGCGCAGACCUGCCAGCGCGUGAACGGCUCCCUCGCCACCUUCUCCACCGAUCAGGAGUUGCGCUUCGUCCUAGCCCAGGAAUGGGACCAGCCAGAGCGGAGCUUUGCUUGGCAGGACCAACACAAGUUGUGGGUUGGUUACCAGUACGUCAUCACCAGCCGGAACCACUCCUUAGAAGGCCGCUGGGAGGUGGCAUUCAAAGGCUCUUCAGAGGUGUUCCUACCCCCAGACCCUAUCUUCGCCUCAGCCAUGUCUGAAAGCGACAACGUGCUCUGCGCCCAGCUGCAGUGCUUCCACUUCCCCACCCUGCGCCACCACGACCUGCACAGCUGGCACGCCGAGAGCUGCUACGAGAAGUCGUCGUUUCUGUGUAAAAGAAGUCAAACAUGUGUGGACAUCAAGGAUAACGUGGUGGAUGAGGGAUUCUACUUCACCCCCAAAGGAGAUGACCCGUGCCUGAGCUGCACCUGCCAUGGAGGAGAGCCCGAGAUGUGUGUGGCCGCACUUUGCGAGCGGCCCCAGGGCUGCCAGCAGUACCGCAAGGACCCCAAGGAGUGCUGCAAGUUCAUGUGCCUGGACCCAGAUGGCAACAGCCUGUUCGACUCUAUGGCCAGUGGGAUGCGCCUGAUCGUCAGCUGCGUCUCCUCCUUCCUCAUCCUGUCACUGCUGCUCUUCAUGGUCCACCGGUUGCGCCAGAGGCGCCGGGAGCGCAUUGAGUCCCUGAUUGGAGCCAACUUGCACCACUUCAACCUUGGCCGGAGGAUCCCUGGCUUUGAUUACGGCCCAGAUGGGUUCGGCACGGGCCUCACGCCACUGCACCUCUCUGAUGAUGGAGAGGGAGGCACUUUCCACUUCCAUGACCCCCCACCUCCCUACACUGCGUACAAGUACCCGGACAUCGACCAGCCUGAUGACCCGCCGCCGCCCUACGAGGCCUCCGUCAACCCGGACAGCAUGUUCUACGACCCCGCAGAUGAUGAUGCCUUUGAGCCGGCAGAGGCCAGCCCGCCGCCCCCGGGCGCUGGCGGCGGAGAAGGCGCCCUGCCCCGGCUCCCGGAGCAGCCUGUGCCCACGGCGGGGGCCCCUCUGGCAGACCUGGAAGAUUCAGCUGACAGCAGCAGUGCCCUGCUCGUGCCCCCGGACCCUGCCCAGGGCGGGAGCACCCCAGCCACAGAGGCACUGCCAGGGGUUGGCCGCCACAGCCGUGGUUCCCUCAAUACUGUGGUGUAGGGAACUGCCCGGCCCACAGCCGUGAUGUGCAGGGAGCACCCAUUUGCUGUCAAGGAGACACUGAUCCCCAUGGGAGCCUUGCAGGGCCCCUGAGUGAGCCGGGCGAGCUGGACUGCCACACACCGGCCAGCAGCGUGCACGUGCACAGAGGGACCGCACCACCUCCACGAGAGCGAGCACCCAUCUCCUUGAGGGCCUCAAAAACACGCAUAGCUUUGGGUCACUGUCUUUUUCUUUUCAAACGGCAGGAGAAUGACAAAAGUUUGUUCAGACCACACGUUUCAGAGGUAGGGAACAAGCUGUGGCAGGGCCAGGGUCAGACUGCACCCGGCUCUGGUGGGCUGCUGGCAGCAGUGUGCCAGCCACUGAGCCCCAGGGCUGCCCGGGCGCCGGUGUUUGUGGACGGUCAGCAUAGCCUGGGUGCUGCCUCUGCUUCAGGCAGGCGCUUUGGAGGGCGCUCCGGUGGCUGCUCUGGGGACAGCCUCCAGCAGGUCCAUGAGCCUCGAGGGUGAGCCUGGGGGCUGGCCUGUAGCCUUGGUGUGCAAGGCCCUGAGAGUGGGCGCUUGGAAGGAAGUUGAACGCUCACUGUCUUUCCAGCUGGGCUCUGCGAAGUCCAUGUCUGUGCCCGGAGGCCCUGCCCUGCACCACCCGCUGCCACCACCGGUCUCCCCAGCACUGCUGCGCAUGGCUUCCCCGGGGAGGCAGCUCGGGAUGACCAAGGCCCUUAGCCAUGCAUGAGCAUGCCUGGACCCUCUCCUGGGGUUUGGGGGCUAAGCCAGCUGCUGUCUGUUACCCUCUGGAGCCCCCAUUCCGUUUGAUUUGCCCCUGGGCCUGGCCUGCCCCUCACGUCACCUUGUUUGUGCCACAAAGGGUUGUUUCUUUGAGGGGAGGGGUGGCUGAAAUUAAUGUUCUGGGCUGUGUCCAUCUCCUGAAAGUCCACUUCUUGGACACCACAGCCACCACUGGGGCCAAGUGCUCAGCAGCCACAUGCCACCUUCUUGCCCUCAGCAGCGCAGGGUGCUGGGUACCCUGCCUCAGGGCCUUUGGAUUGAGGGCCCUGUCGCUUGCUCUUGCGCAGGGGUCUUGUCUCCUGACCCAGGGCUUUUAGCAUUUCUGAGGUUUGGAGAUUACGCGGGUUCUGUGCGAUUUUUAGCACAUCCAUAUCUUUUCUACGUUGAAUGUCUGGACCUUUUCUGUGCGCGCGUGUGUCUGUGUGUGUACAUAUGUGUCCAGGUGUUUGUAGGCGGUGGUGGUACGCGGGAGCUCAGGCCUGGAGCCCCACUUUCCCAUGCCGGCCGUGGCAUCUCGGGUAGCCCUGCGGCUUGGCCAGGUCUGCACCUCUGCCCCUCGGCUGAGCGCACAUGGAGCCCUGCUCCUGGGCCCCCUUGCGGCCUGUCCAGACCAGUGUGCGGCCGGGGGAGGGUUGACUAGAAGUGGGUGCCUCUGUGGCGCUUUGCGGUAGCAGGCCUUGGUGGCAUAGUCUAGUUGCGGGCACAUGCUCACACUCUCCUGCUGGCAAACCAUUUUGUCUGUCAAGUAGGAAUAAAAUUCUUGAGUUGCCCCACAAACCUCUCCCCGAGCUGGCUGGAGAUGUGAGUUUUAUCCUUGAACUACCUGUGCUGGGCUCAGCCCUCAGGAGCCAGGGAGCUGGAGGCAGGCCUAAAGCAGGCAGGCUGCUUGCUGAGGGGCUAAUGCUUUGAGAAGGGUGUCCUGGGCUGCUGAAGACAGCAGGAAGCAGGUGAUGCCUUCAGCAUGUGCUGGGCACAGGGCCGCAGCCCCGCGCUCUGUUGAUGCCAGGUGAGUGUCCUGAGCAGGCUUGUUCGGAGUGAUCACUCCAGUGGAGCCCACAGGGCCCUGCUCCCAACAGCUCAGGGUCCCUCCUGGCCCCGCCGAUGUCUCUGGUCCAGGCCUCCGAACCGUGUGUAUAGGACAGGGCAGCUGACACGAGAUGUGUGGGGCUGAGGAUCUUCCUUUGGGGACCGAAGGACUAUUGGGGCCAAUCAGGCCUGCAGGAGGCACCAAAGAGGAGGUGGCCUGAAGCGGAUCAUAUGGGUCGCAGAGGGUGGACCUGCUUCUGGCCUGGCCAGGGUUCUGUUCAAGGGUGCUCAACCACUGGGCUUUCUUGGGCUGGACAGGACAGACCCCUGCCUGUGGCCCACUGUGUCCCCAGGAGCUGGUGCCGGGAGCUGAGCUCUGCUGCAGGCCGGGCGGGAGGGGAACACGGGGUGGCCCGACUGUCUGCAGCCUCCCUUCUGUUUGCUGCCCUUUGUGAGAUCUGACUGUGCUCCAUGGUCCCACGAAGAAUCUCGAGGCCAACCCUGGCUGAGACUCCUGUGCCUGGGAUAGACGGCCCCCUGCCCCCUGACACGGGCUCCCUGAGGGACAGCAGGUUCUCAGGAGGGGCCGCCUCCCCCAGGGCCCAGCCUUCCUGCUGAAGGUGGGGAGCGACACUGUACAUUGUCUUGACGCCUGUUCUUAUGUUUUCCUUUCAUGAAGGGUUUUAGUUUGGGUUUAUUUUUGGUUGGGUUGGCACUAAUCCUUUUCUUAAGAUGCUGUGAGAACAAUUUCAUCCAAAUGCCAAAUAAAUUUGUGUUCUGGGA
Messenger RNA from Manis javanica (Malayan pangolin), 4506 nucleotides. RefSeq names its product DiGeorge syndrome critical region gene 2 (gene DGCR2). The record is from RefSeq and is a predicted model, not a curated record. Gene Ontology annotation, molecular function: protein binding. Gene Ontology annotation, cellular component: membrane. NCBI's taxonomy places the organism in Eukaryota, Metazoa, Chordata, Mammalia, Pholidota, Manidae.